AUGGCGGCAAUGGGACAGGAGGCCCAGUUCAUAUGGAGUAACAGGAACAGGAGCCAUUCCUUUGGGGCCAACGCCCCGCUGAUCGAGGAUAUCGAGGUGGGCCAGAUAUUAGUCCCCGAGGUCAGCUCUAAUCCCUGACAUCAGUUCCUCGGUUUGACCUACUCCUCCAGUCAACGCGACAGCCACACACGUCUGGUCAACCCUUCAUACAUCACCAUCACUGGGACAGAAAUUUCAAACAAGGAAGAAAAUAACAUAUUCUCAGCGUCAACAUCGCAUCUUAUUUUUCUUCAAGGAAACCGAUGAAUUUCUUGAAAAAUAGAACGUAUGAUCAGAAAUAGAAAUAUGAGGAAUUAAUUUUUUUUUUAAAGUUUGCAGAGAAAAAGCUGGAAAAACUUGUUUUCCUACAUGGGCCCAGGAUUUCUUGUGGCCAUCGCCUACAUUGACCCGGGGAACUGUAAGAUCCUACUAGUUCAUGUAUCUUCAGCGUUGACUUCUCUGCCAUGAUUCCUAGCCUACUUAUGAACAUGCAGUUGAGACGGAUCUGCAGGCCGGAGCGCAGUACAAAUACGAGGUACUCAUCCGAAAUAAUCAUAAAAAAUUUUAUUUAUGAUUCAUUUAAUCUACUUUGAAAAGAAAUCAUACGAACCUUGUUUUGUACAGCUGCUGUGGAUAAUUCUGGUGGCAUCAUCUUCUGCUCUCAUCAUCCAAUCUCUGGCUGCUAAUCUGGGGGUGGUCACAGGUCUGUGGAUAAUAUUGCCAUAAUUAGAGGUUAUUAAAGCCUGAUCAUGGUAUAUAAACAUAUACUAUUUAUCUACAUGAACGAACCCUUUUGAUGAUCAUAGAAGGGAUGUGGCAGGGAAGCAUCUGGCAGAGCACUGCAGAGCAGAGUAUGCGUGCGUCACAAACUUCAUACUCUGGAUCCUGGCUGAGGUUGCAGUAGUUGCAUGUGACAUACCUGAAGGUUUUUAUCCUCUUUGAUUGGUUUUUUUUUUUCUCUCUCUCUCUACAUUGUUCAUAUGCACGCUAUUGAUUCCACUGAAUUGAAACUGUUCCGUUUCUUCAUUUGUUCCAAAAUCAAUAAAUAAAUAAAUAAAUCAGGUUUUCAAGAUGUGAGAGAAUUCAUCAUGGAUCGGUUAGGUUCAUCCGUCCUUUCUAUACUUGGAAAAAUCAACUUUGCAUAGAUUAUAUAAAAAACGGUGGACAGUGUUCAUCGUUGGAGUUUUUAUUCUCCAAGGAAACUAUUUUGGGAGGAGAAAAAAAAAAGAAAAAAAAAAAGGCAUGUUCUUCUCAACAUAUAAUGACAAUAAUGCUGUGAUAAUGCUGUGAUGAUUAUUUUCUGAGAGUUAAAUUCUUUAUUUUUUUGGCCAUUUCAGUGAUAGGAACGGCCUUUGCCUUGAAUAUGCUCUUUGGCAUUCCUGUGUGGUGUGGUGUUCUUAUUGCCGGGUUUAGUACACUGAUGCUUCUGUUCCUACAGCAAUAUGGGGUACGAAAAUACUCAAUAAAUUUUAUCUAACAUCAUACAAACAAGAUGAUCAUUGACCCAUUAUACGGCAGAGUCCCAUAAAAAAAAAAAUAUAUUAUCUUUUGUUUAAUUAGAUAAUUGCAUGGAGUAGAAGAGGACUGAUGAGCUCUGCUGGACGAUUACUUACCUCGGCAGGUGAGGAAGCUCGAGUCGUUCAUAGCCUUUCUUGUGCUCACCAUGGCUGCCUGCUUCUUCGUGGAGCUCGGCUAUGCAAAACCUAACCCUUCGGAAGUCAUGAAAGGGCUCUUCGUUCCCCAGCUGAAAGGGAAUGGGGCCACUGGGCUUGCCAUCUCCCUGCUUGGCGCCAUGGUUAUGCCGUAAGUUCCUGGAUCUUCCCGUAGCUCUCUUCUGGUGUUCAUCUUCUCCCACUAACCUCUUUCUAGAAAAAAAAUAAAAAUAAAAAAUAAAAAAUCAAUCAAUCAAUUUCAGGCACAAUCUCUUCCUCCAUUCCGCGCUGGUGCUCUCAAGGAAAGUUCCCAGAUCUGUUCAAGGAAUCAAGGUAAGAUCAGAACUGCAGAACGCCUGUCCAAUGAAAAGAAAUGGCAAGAUGAUGGGGAUAUUUCCUAGUUUGGUGCUCACAUUGGCCUGGCUCAUGAGUGAUGUGGUUGCAGGACGCAUGCAGAUUCUAUGCCAUAGAGAGUGCGGUUGCCCUCUCGAUAGCCUUCUUGAUCAAUGUUUCUGUCAUCUCCGUCAGCGGUGCUGUCUGCAGCUCAUCGAAUCUGAACGGAGAAGAUAAGAAGAGCUGUGAGAGCCUGGAUCUCAACAAAGCCUCAUUUUUACUCAAAGUAGGUGGCUUGAAUUUCUUCAGACUUAAAUCUUUGAUCAAAUGUUCUUGCGGUCCAUGGUACAAAAAACUCUUCUGAUGCUGGGAUUUUCAUGCGUGAAUUAUAUAUAUAUAUAUAUAUAUAUAUAUAUAUGAACAUAAUAAUUAUUUCGUGACAUCCAUAAAGUAUUAUGACAUUCUGACGAGGAUUUCAUAGAAAAUCUGCGCUGAGGAAUUAGGAGAAGACAUCAAUUGGUGCAUGUAAGCUGAUGACAAAGACGAAAAAAAAGAGGGGGGAGGGGGAUAAAUAAUUAAAAUGAUUCAUAAUUAUAAAAAAUACAUAUUUAUUUAUUUUUCGUGAUCCACAUUCUGCAGAAUGUUCUGGGAAAUUGGAGCUCCAAGGUGUUUGCUAUCGCACUGCUGGCCUCUGGUCAGAGCUCUACGAUUACAGGAACAUACGCUGGGCAAUAUGUGAUGCAGGUAUAGAUCAAAUACCCCUGAAAAACUAUCCCAUGCCAUAUCCUGCCUUAUUUUUCUUCCAUAAAAAACAUAACGCGGUUCUUGACUCUUGAAUCCUGAAUCUUACCAUCAUCCCAUAUAAUUUUGGUCAACUUAAUGUUUUCCACAACCCGGAUUAAGGGAUUCUAUGGUCUCCAGGUGGAUGCUGCUUAUGAAAUUAAAGAUUUUUCUUACACAUUUUUCUUUUUGUUGCAGGGGUUCCUCGAUCUGAGGAUAAAGCCAUGGAUCCGGAAUCUCCUGACCCGGUCUCUGGCUAUAGUUCCCAGCCUCAUUGUUGCAAUAAUCGGCGGUUCUGCUGGAGCCGGCAGAUUGAUCAUCAUAGCCUCGGUAAUCAUUCUUACAGCAUAUGAUUUCCAGACUUAUGCUCCUCAAACUAUGAUUUAUAGCUAUAUUUGACUACAGCUCUCAAGUCCAGACUAUGAUUUCCACAUACUUUUUUACUGAAUCCUAUCUAUGUAUAGCCUUUUUUUUUUCCAAGAGAAGAUUUAGAGGCGAGAACACAGACAGAUUUGGUGAAUUUCCGCACCUGAUUUUGGGUUGCAAUGCUGAUUCCCUCUUGUUGUUGCGAUCUGCGGGCAGAUGAUCCUGUCCUUCGAGCUCCCCUUCGCGCUGGUUCCCCUCCUGAAAUUCACCAGCAGCAGCACCAAGAUGGGGCAGCACGCUAAUUCAAAAUCAGUAAGGAGAGAGAAAAACAUAAAGCAAGCACCUUUUAACCAUACAUCUUUUUGGGGGGCGAAGGAGGGAUCAUAUCAUCUUCUUUUUUAUAUGCCUUGCCACUGCAGAUAUCGGUGGUGACAUGGGCUAUCGGCUCCCUGAUCAUGUCCAUCAACGUGUACUACAUCGUGACCAGCUUCAUCAAGGUGCUCCUGAGCAGUGGGUUGAGGAUCGUCGCCGUCGUCUUUGCCGGCAUCUUCGGCUUCUCGGGGAUGCUCAUCUACAUAGCUGCCAUCGGGUACCUGGUCAUCAGAAAGAACAAGAAUGUCAUCAAGCCGCUGCUCAUCGACGGGGUGGAGGUUGGCCGGAGAAGCUCUGGCACAGAUGCCGCCACCCUUCCAAGGGAAGAUAUAGUGAGCAUGCAGUUACCUGGAGGGAGGCCGAGGCCAGCAGAUGCCUGUUGA
Molecule: messenger RNA, 3925 nt
Organism: Spirodela intermedia
Lineage: Eukaryota; Viridiplantae; Streptophyta; Magnoliopsida; Alismatales; Araceae
Source: the annotation of a GenBank genome assembly